Molecule: messenger RNA, 1534 nt
Organism: Saccostrea cuccullata (small rock oyster)
Lineage: Eukaryota; Metazoa; Mollusca; Bivalvia; Ostreida; Ostreidae
Exons: 2
Coding region: 140-1534 (464 amino acids)
Molecular function (GO): zinc ion binding; nucleic acid binding
Source: RefSeq, a predicted model, not a curated record
GUUUGAGAUGCAUGGACUCCUCAACGGCGAAACAAUGUCAUGUAUUUAGCCCGUCAAUGUGUCGAAACAAUAAAAUGUUACUACAUGACGGUGUGAAUUUCUGAACUGACCAAGCGCAACAUUUCGACACAGAGGGAACAUGCCGCCACCCGAAGAGUCGAAAGAUCCUGAGCUACAGGGCAAGAAGCGUCGACGUUCAACGCAAAAGGGCAAGUUUCACAGAAUAUACAACAGAUUUAGAGAAUUAGGUUAUAUGGAGGACCAUGGUGUACUACAAAAUAUUCUUAGUGAUCUAGAAAAGUCCUAUAAUGAUUUAGAAAGAAGUCAUGCAGAAUAUAUAGAACUUUUAGAUCUAGAAAAUGAAUUACAAGCAAGUGAACAUGAAAAUGUUGAUAGAGACAUGGACAAAAUGUACAGUGAAUUAUGUGAGUGCCGUUUACAUGUGACAAGAUUAGCAGAAAAGAUUAAACAAAAGGAAUUAGAGACAAAAACAAAAAAGGAAACCGUUAAAGUUAAAAAACUUGAUGCACCUUCAUUUAGCGGUGCAAUACGGGAAUACCCAAGUUUCAAAAGAGACUAUGAAUGUAUUAUGGUACCAUCGUAUGGCUUAGACCCAUUUGCUCUGAAAAAGUGCUUACACGGAGAGGCAUUAAAAGUCAUUCAAGGAGUGGAUAAUGAUUACGAAGAAAUGUGGCACAGACUGCAGUUAAAGUUCGGCAGACCAGAGAAACUAACAGAUUCAAUUUUGAGUGACAUCCAGAAGCUCAAGGUCAUAGCCGAUGGGGACCAUAUCAGCUUUAUAAAUAGUGUAGAAGUGAUUGAACGAUGUUAUUUAGAUUUGAAACGAAUGAAAAUGGAGAGAGAGAUGAAUACGGCGACAAUGGUAAACGAAAUCGAAAAAAUUCUACCCCCUGUACAAAAGAGAGAAUGGGUUUUGCAGAAGAAAAAACACGCUGGGAAAUUAGAGAUAUUUCUUCCAUUACUUGAAUUUCUGUUAGAAGAAAAGAAUGCCAUGGAAUACAUGCAAUCAGAAAUAAGGAAUAACUCCGAAGCAAGAAUCCACCAUGUAGCAGAGACAAAUUCACAUUCUCCAGUUGAUCAACUAAGUGUUCAGAUGAAGCACAAUCAAGAAGUCCUCCAAAAGGUUGUAGACGGCCUAGCAAGCAUCAAUGAAAUUGUUCGUCAAGGACAUCAAACAAAUCAAAAUCUACCAAGAUUUAGUCGACCCUCGCCAUCACAAAGGAGUUGUUGGUACCAUAACAGUGAUACACAUGAUAUUUCUCAGUGUUGGAAUUUCAACGGAAGGGAUGUUGGUGCUAAAAUGGACUUACUCAGAAAAAAUCGAGGCUGUUUUAUUUGUUUAAAAACAGGACAUAUCUCGAAAUACUGUCCUCAAAAGAAAGGAUGUGAACAUUGUGGAAAAUUACAUCACUCAUCACUGCAUCAAGAAGGUCAAGAGGGAAAUGUUGCUAACAUUGUGAGAAUUGUUAAUAGCAAAGAACCUGGAGAAGAUGUCCUAUUUAUGAUUAUUUAA